Messenger RNA from Dipodomys ordii (Ord's kangaroo rat), 1551 nucleotides. RefSeq names its product interferon regulatory factor 9 (gene Irf9). Gene Ontology annotation, cellular component: nucleus. The record is from RefSeq and is a predicted model, not a curated record. Lineage: Eukaryota; Metazoa; Chordata; Mammalia; Rodentia; Heteromyidae. Gene Ontology annotation, molecular function: protein binding; DNA-binding transcription factor activity, RNA polymerase II-specific; RNA polymerase II cis-regulatory region sequence-specific DNA binding. Gene Ontology annotation, biological process: regulation of transcription by RNA polymerase II; immune system process.
ACUUAAGGGUGGAGACUGUAGAAAGGGGUGGAGAGACAGCAGUAGAAGCUUCCUAGGCUGGUUCUGAGCUGAGUUCGGUGGAGUCCUGGGACAGCCUGGAGAGCAGUGCAGGAUGGCAUCAGGCAGGGCCCGCUGUACCCGAAAGCUUCGGAACUGGGUGGUGGAGCAAGUGGAGAGUGGGAAGUUCCCAGGGGUAUGCUGGGAUGAUGCAGCUAAAACGAUGUUCCGGAUUCCCUGGAAGCAUGCAGGCAAGCAGGACUUCCGGGAGGACCAGGAUGCUGCCUUCUUCAAGGCCUGGGCAAAAUUUAAGGGAAAGGACAAGGAGGGAGACAUUGGAGGCCCUGCUGUAUGGAAGACUCGUCUGCGUUGUGCCCUCAACAAGAGUCCUGAAUUUGAAGAGGUUCCUGAGAGAAGCCAUCUGGAUGUGGCUGAGCCCUAUAAGGUGUACCGGCUGCUGCCACCAGGAACCCUCCCUGCCCAGCCAGGAACCAAGAAAUCAAAACUAUGCCACAGUUCUGUGUCUUCGGAGAGGCAGGAGGAUACCAGUACUGGCAAGAAUGGCACAGACACUCACUCCUAUCUUCAGGAUCCUGUCAAUACUGAUCUGAGGGCUAAUGGAGCUGCAAGCCACUCAGACAGUGGGAGUAGUGGCAGCAUCGCCAGCAACAGCAGUAACAGCAACAGCAGCAGCAGCAGCAGCAGCAGCAGCAGAAGCAGUAGUACUGAACCACAGGAAGGUGUAGACAAUACCUUACUUCUUGGAGAGGCCACCUUUCUUGAGGAACCAAUGUCUGUGGAGCAUCAGCUCCCUCUGGACUCAGACUACUCGCUGCUGCUCACCUUCAUCUACUGUGGGCAUGUGGUCGGUGAGGUACAGGUGCGAAGCCUGGACUGCCGCCUUGUGGCUGAGCCCUUCGACUCUGAAAGCAACAUGGAGCAGGUGGUAUUUCCCAAGCCCAAUGAUCGGCUGGAAUCUGCCCAGCACCUGCUGAAUCAGCUUAAGAAAGGCAUCCUGGUAGCCAGCAACUCCAAAGGUCUCUUUGUGAAGCGCCUUUGCCCCAUCUCUGUCUCCUGGUAUGCACCCCAGGACCCACCUGGACCAGGUCCACAUCUGCUGCCCAGCAACAAGUGUGUGACGCUUUUCCAAACUGACUGCUUCUGCAGAGACUUGGACAGGUACUUCCGUGGUGAAGGCCCCAGACCCAAGUUCCAGGUAACACUGCAUUUCUGGGAGGAGAGCCAUACCCCACAGGAUCUUAUCACAGUGCAAAUGGAGCAGGCAUUUGCUCGGCAUCUCGUAGAAAAGGCUACAGAGGAGCAGAUAGCCGCUCAGUUCCUGAAGAAGACUGGAGACCCACCUGCCACCUCACCUUCCUGUUCUUCCUGGCUCCUUUGAAAUAAUUUGUUCUUCACACUGUUGUUCUGCCUCUCUUUGUGAUGGCUCUCACAGCUGUCUGUGAGUUAGAUCCUUGGGUUCCUUAUGUACCUGACUGGUGAAAAACUCAAGGAUAGUUUCUGUCCUUUAAAAAAGAAAGAGAGGGAGAAGCUGGA